UUAUUGUUUUUUAGGGUGGCGCAUGUUACGGCUACUAAUGCAAUUCAUGUGCAAUUAUCGAAAUUUUACACAUGCAUACCUUUUACACACACCAUAAAAACACCCCAUCAAGCACCUAACAUGGAAGUAACCAGUUCCAAUUUCAAAGAACUGCUGCCAGAAAUCGAGGACGUCAUCAACAAAUCCACCUUCCUAGCCAUCGACUGCGAGUUUUCCGGGCUAAAUGUGGUCUCCGAAAUCAACGCUUUCGACACCCCCAAGCAGUACUACGAAAAAGUUCGCAAAAACUGCAAGGAGUUUUUGGUUAUCCAGUACGGAAUUAGCGCAUUUAGGUUUGACCCUUCUGACGGGAAGUUCAAGCAGCGCAGCUACAACUUCUACAUAUUCCGCCGGCCCAUUAACAAGAACAUCCCCGACCAGAGGUUCUUAUGCCAGACUUCCAGUAUUAAUUUCCUGACGUCGCAGGGGUUCGACUUUAACAAGUUGUUCAAAUCGGGAAUCUCGUACUUGAAUAUGUCGGAAGAGACCGAUUAUAGGGAAAAAAUCGAAGAUAGGCAGAAAUUGCGCAACAAUCAGCACAACAACCAGCAAAGUCCGUCUGAAGUCGACCCCAUCCCGCAGGACGUGCAGCCCGUUGUGGACGACGUUUUGCAACAGUUGAGCGACUUUCUGGACACCGAUAACGUGGAGUUGGAACUACCCAAGUGUAACGCGUUUGUGAGACGACUCAUCUAUCAAACCACCGCGCAAAAAUUCAAGAACAAAAUCACCCUUCAGACGAAAAAUAGGAACAAGGAUCGGAUUCUAGUGGCUUCCAAGUUCAAAAGCAAGAAGGAGCAGCAGGAGAUCGAUCAGCGACUUUUCGAGGAGGAAAUGUCGGUUUUGGACGAUUUCAUAGGGUUUACGAAAGUUUUACGAAUUGUUGUUGAUUCUGGAAAAAUGAUUGUUGGACACAACAUGUGUCUAGAUUUUCUGCACACCAUUGACAAGUUCUUGACCCCUCUGGCUAAGGAGUACGACGAAUUCAAGGAAUGUGCGCAUGCGCUAUUCAAAAAUGUUUUAGAUACAAAGUUUAUGUCUAGUUCUGACGAAUUUAAAGAUUUAAUACAAUCCACUGUGUUAAAGGAUGUUUUAGAGGCGGUUUCUAAAGACCCGUUCCAGCUGCCCACCGUUGAAAUUGAGGACGCCGGACAGGGGUACAGGGUUGAGGAUUUGAAGGAGCACGAAGCGGGGUACGAUGCCUAUAUCACCGGGCUGUGUUUUCUUUCAAUGUGGAACUACCUAGGAACUUUGAAAGAACUUUCAACUGCAGACAUUUUCAAAGAUUUUAGUUUAUUGGAGCCUUAUCUCAACAAGUUGUACCUGAUGAUGUUAAGAGACAGUCAAUAUAUUAAUUUGGCAGGCCAAGAUCCUAACCCCUCCAGGGAUCACGUUUUCUACUUGACUUUCCCUAGGGACUGGAGGCUGAACAACAUAAUCGAGCUCUUCAGCCCUUUUGGUGGCGUUUACGUGGCCUGGAUAAACGAAACGUCAGCCUAUGUAGGGCUUUUCAAGCGAGAACAGGCGGCUGUGGCGUUAAGUACGUUAUCCCAAAGUGACACAUACAGCAUUAUGACUUAUUCCAGACGUCAGGCACAGCUAGAAGACGGACCGUCGCCGGCUCCAGUCAACCGCAGGAAGCGGACUCUGGACAACACCCCCAGGUGCAAUAAAAAAAUCAAAACCGACCAAGGAACCGCCUCGAAGAAGCGCCAGACCGUCCUGGAGGCCGAGAGCGAAACUCCCAAGAAGUGUGCUAGGAAAGAAUUGACCAAAACCUUCGUCGAAAGUGAUGCGUGGGAUUAAUGUUAUGUACAUGAAAUGAAAAUUUAGUUUCUUAACUAAAUAAAAAGUAAAAAUUUUA
Zophobas morio is the source of this 1903-nucleotide messenger RNA. RefSeq names its product poly(A)-specific ribonuclease PARN-like. Gene Ontology annotation, biological process: nuclear-transcribed mRNA poly(A) tail shortening. The record is from RefSeq and is a predicted model, not a curated record. Gene Ontology annotation, molecular function: RNA binding; metal ion binding; poly(A)-specific ribonuclease activity. The transcript has 11 exons. Gene Ontology annotation, cellular component: nucleus; cytoplasm. Lineage: Eukaryota; Metazoa; Arthropoda; Insecta; Coleoptera; Tenebrionidae. Bases 121 to 1845 code for a protein of 574 amino acids.